Arxiozyma heterogenica is the source of this 918-nucleotide messenger RNA. It is a transcript of the gene YML6, whose product is annotated as mitochondrial 54S ribosomal protein uL4m YML6. Gene Ontology annotation, molecular function: structural constituent of ribosome. The annotation marks the transcript as partial. Gene Ontology annotation, cellular component: ribosome. The transcript has a single exon. Lineage: Eukaryota; Fungi; Ascomycota; Saccharomycetes; Saccharomycetales; Saccharomycetaceae. Gene Ontology annotation, biological process: translation. The record is from RefSeq and is a predicted model, not a curated record.
AAUAAUCAUACAUUAUUCUUUGUAGAGUAUCCCAAAAAAGAAAGAAGAAAAUAUCCUUAUAUAUGUAUUACGAUGCAACGUACAAAAAUAUUGAACUUUAUUCAAAAUAAAAUCUCACUAAAAGCUAUUCCAAGGGAUGUAAAAAUAACUGAUAACGUUGCUUCCACAUUACCAAAUGUUCAAACACCACCUAAAUAUACACUUGUUUCUCUGAAAUCAUUCCCAUCAUUGGAACCUACGACAUGUAUUCCUGUAUCAACUUCUAUAUUGGGUGUUCCAUUGAGACGUGACAUACUUUGGAGAGCCGUUGUGUACGAGAAUGACAAUAGACGUGUCGGUGCAUCCAAUCCACCAGGUCGUAGUGACAAUGGUUAUUCCAGAAGAAAACUUAGACCACAGAAAGGUACAGGUCAUGCCAGAGUCGGAGACGCAAAUUCACCAACUAGACAUAAAGGUGGUAGAGCUUUAGCAAGAAAUGCACCAAAUGAUUAUUCGACUGAACUACCUAAGAAAAUAUAUUCACUAGCUAUAAAUACUGCAUUAUCAUAUCAAUAUAAAAAAGGACAUUUAAAUGUUAUUGGUGGAGACACCAUUACUGAGCAACCAACCAACUCAAGUGACUUAAGCAUUUUGGACAUUAUUAAGCAAGAAGAUAAAUCAUUCGAAUAUCACACACAUAUUAUAAAAAAAUUCAUUGCCCAACAUAACUAUCAAGACAAACGGCUACUAUUCAUUACUCAUGAUAUAAGAAAUAAUUUACUUAGGUUCACUGAACAGUAUCAAGACAAGAUUGAUAUUAUUGACUGGGAAGGCAUUGAGGUCAAUGACAUUCUAAAGGCCUCACGUAUAUUCAUAGAACUAGGUGCUCUAAAAUCUUUAGCUCUUAAGCAAGCUGAAAAUUUACAUUUGAAGGAAUAA